Messenger RNA from Budorcas taxicolor (takin), 1121 nucleotides. RefSeq names its product angiotensin II receptor type 2 (gene AGTR2). Lineage: Eukaryota; Metazoa; Chordata; Mammalia; Artiodactyla; Bovidae. Gene Ontology annotation, biological process: blood vessel diameter maintenance; regulation of apoptotic process; G protein-coupled receptor signaling pathway. The transcript has a single exon. Gene Ontology annotation, molecular function: angiotensin type II receptor activity. Gene Ontology annotation, cellular component: membrane. The coding region runs from base 33 to 1121 and encodes 362 amino acids. The record is from RefSeq and is a predicted model, not a curated record.
AAAAAUUAGGAGCUGCUGACAUUUCAAUCAACAUGAAGGCCAACUUCUCCCUUGCCACCAUCAGCAAAAACAUUACCAGCAGUCUUCACGUUGGAUUUGUGAACAUUUCCGGCAAUGAGUCUACUUUUAAUUGCUCACAUAAGCCAUCAGAUAAGCAUUUAGAUGCAAUUCCUGUUCUCUAUUACAUUAUUUUUGGGGUUGGAUUUCUUGUCAAUACUAUUGUGGUUACACUGUUUUGCUGUCAAAAAGGUCCUAAGAAGGUUUCCAGCAUUUACAUCUUCAACCUAGCUGUGGCUGACUUACUUCUUUUGGCUACUCUUCCUCUCUGGGCAACCUAUUAUUCUCAUAGAUAUGACUGGAUCUUUGGACCUGUAAUGUGUAAAGUUUUUGGUUCUUUCCUGACCCUGAACAUGUUUGCAAGCAUUUUUUUUAUCACCUGCAUGAGUGUUGAUAGGUACCAAUCUGUCAUUUACCCCUUUCUGUCUCAAAGAAGAAAUCCCUGGCAAGCAUCUUAUAUAGUUCCCCUUGUUUGGUGUAUGGCUUGUCUGUCCUCAUUGCCAACGUUUUAUUUCCGGGAUGUCAGAACAAUUGAAUAUUUAGGGGUGAAUGCUUGCAUAAUGGCUUUCCCACCUGAGAAGUAUGCCCAGUGGUCAGCUGGGAUUGCUUUAAUGAAAAAUAUCCUUGGUUUUAUUAUCCCUUUAAUAUUCAUAGCAACAUGUUAUUUCGGAAUCAGAAAACAUCUACUGAAGACCAAUAGCUAUGGGAAGAAUAGAAUAACUCGUGACCAAGUUCUGAAGAUGGCAGCUGCUGUUGUUCUGGCGUUCAUCAUUUGUUGGCUUCCCUUCCAUGUUCUGACCUUCCUGGAUGCUCUAGCUUGGAUGGGUGUCAUUAAUAGCUGUGAAGUUAUAGCAGUCAUUGACCUGGCACUUCCUUUUGCCAUUCUCCUGGGAUUCACCAACAGCUGCAUUAAUCCCUUUCUGUAUUGUUUUGUUGGAAACAGGUUCCAACAGAAGCUCCGCCGUGUGUUUAGGGUUCCAAUUACUUGGCUCCAAGGCAAGAGAGAGAAUGGUUCAUGUGGAAAAAGCAGUUCCUUUAGAGAAAUGGAGACCUUUGUGUCUUAA